This is a messenger RNA of Drechmeria coniospora, 1557 nucleotides long. RefSeq lists its product as uncharacterized. The record is from RefSeq and is a predicted model, not a curated record. Gene Ontology annotation, molecular function: sodium:proton antiporter activity. The transcript is spliced from 3 exons. Gene Ontology annotation, cellular component: plasma membrane. The coding region runs from base 1 to 1557 and encodes 518 amino acids. Gene Ontology annotation, biological process: regulation of membrane potential; proton export across plasma membrane; sodium ion export across plasma membrane. Lineage: Eukaryota; Fungi; Ascomycota; Sordariomycetes; Hypocreales; Ophiocordycipitaceae.
AUGGCACGGAACCUGUGGGCGGUUCCCCUUCAACUGUCCAACUUCAACAUCAUCGUGGCCUUCCUGGGCGGCUUCAUAUCGCUCUUCGGCCUCGUCUCUUUCCUCCUCAAAGAGAAUUAUUAUCUCUCCGAGGCUCUCAUAUCUCUCCUCGUAGGCGUCGCCUUUGGACCCGAUGGAGCCGACUUCAUACGACCGAGGGAUUACGCCGAGUGCGGCCAGGAAGGUGUUUCCGAACUGGCCUGCGAGGACAAGUUGGGUGCCAUGACACUCAACUUCUCGCGCCUCGUCCUGGGCGUCCAGCUCGUCUUGGCUGGCGUCCAGUUGCCCAGCAAGUAUCUCAAGACCGAAUGGAAGUCGAUCCUGCUGCUCGUCGGCCCGGGCAUGGCGUGCAUGUGGUUGGCGACUAGCCUGCUCGUCUGGGCUCUCGCCGGCACGCCAAGCUUCCUGCACGCCCUCGCCGUGGGAGCGUGCGUCACGCCGACGGAUCCCGUCCUCUCGGCGGUCAUAGUCAAGGGCAAAUUUGCCGACCAAAACAUCCCCAAGGACCUCCAGAACCUCAUCAUCGCCGAGUCGGGCGCCAACGACGGCCUGGGCUACCCCUUUCUCUUCUUCGCCCUCUACCUCAUCAAGUAUGUCGGCCCGGCCGCCACGCACGGCGGCGCCGCCGAUGCCAUGGGUCUCUGGUUUGCCUACACGUGGGGGUACACCAUCGCCCUCAGCAUUCUGUACGGCGCCGUGGUCGGCUGGAUCGGCAAGGAGCUUCUUCACUGGGCCGAGGAGCGCAACUACGUCGACCGCGAAAGCUUCCUCGUCUUCGCCCUCGCCCUCGCCCUCUUCGUCCUCGGUACCUGCGGCCUCGUCGGAAGCGACGACGUCCUCGCCUGCUUCAUCGCGGGAAACGUCUUCACCUGGGAUGACUGGUUCCGACUGCAGACGAAGGAUGACUCCUUGCAGCCGACCAUCGACAUGCUCCUCAACGUGACCAUAUUCCUGUGGUACGGCGCCGUUCUACCGUGGAGCCUCUUCGGCGACAAUGCCGUCAUCUCGACGGCCCGACUCGUCAUCCUCGGCAUCCUCGUCCUCCUUCUGAGGCGGCUACCCUGGGUCUUUGGUAUGCACAAGUGGAUUCAUCAGAUCGAGCGAGGCAGGCAGGCCAUCUUCGUCGGCUUCUUCGGCCCCAUCGGCGUCUCUGCCGUCUUCUAUCUGUUCAUCAGCUUGGAGUUCAUCCAGGAGCACCUGACGAACGAGGAUGGCGUCCCGCGGAGUGACGUGAUCAAUCUCGCGGAAACGAUUCGGGUCGUCGUUUGGUUCUUGACCCUCAGCAGCGUGGUCGUUCACGGGCUUAGCAUUCCCAUUGGGAAAAUUGGACAUUUGGCACCGAGGGGUGCGAGGACGUUUGGUCGCGUCUUGAGCGAAAGCUUGCGAGAUGAGCCGCUUUCUGCCACGGCGGGACGCAGGAUCCCCGUCGUCGGCAGAUUUCUAGCCAGAUUCAAGAACGAUGUCGAGACUGGCAGUUCGUCCGUCUCCGUCGCAUCAGGCUCUCAGCCGUCAUCCUGA